Arabidopsis thaliana (thale cress) is the source of this 1560-nucleotide messenger RNA. It is a transcript of the gene ATRPAC42, whose product is annotated as DNA-directed RNA polymerase family protein. Gene Ontology annotation, biological process: DNA-templated transcription. The transcript has 8 exons. Lineage: Eukaryota; Viridiplantae; Streptophyta; Magnoliopsida; Brassicales; Brassicaceae. The record is from RefSeq and is marked reviewed. Bases 158 to 1066 code for a protein of 302 amino acids. Gene Ontology annotation, molecular function: protein dimerization activity; DNA-directed RNA polymerase activity.
CUAAAUUGCUCAAUUCUCUCGGCCACAGGUAAGCUUCUUCGACUUCACUCUUUGACCCAAUACUACUUUCCUCACCCCCUGUGGUUUCCUUUGUUAAACCCUUCAAUUCUCUUUCUCAAUUUGAUAAACCCUAGUUCUGCUAUAGACCUAGACAAGGAUGGUGACUAAAGCAGAAAAACAAUUCGCCAAAAAUUUCAACAUAGACGAUCUCCCUGACGUCCCUGCCGGACUUCCUCCACAUCUCAAAGCCCAGCAAACUCGUGUCGUCUCUAAAAACAACGCUCCUGCUCAUACUGCGAGUGCCAUUUACUCGGGUACCUAUGUUUCUUCUACGGAAGAGGACGACAAUGUGAAGCUAGGAAACUUCUAUGAUAACUUCAAAGUUGAUGUGGUUAGUCUCACAAAGACAGAUAUGGAAUUUGAUAUGAUUGGUAUUGAUGCAGCGUUUGCCAAUGCAUUCCGAAGGAUCCUUAUAGCUGAGGUUCCUUCAAUGGCUAUUGAAAAAGUGUUGAUAGCGUACAACACAUCGGUUAUUAUAGACGAAGUUCUUGCUCACAGGAUGGGUCUUAUUCCAAUUGCCGCAGAUCCAAGACUUUUUGAAUAUUUAUCCGAACAUGAUCAGGCGAAUGAAAAGAACACCAUUGUAUUCAAACUCCAUGUGAAAUGUCCGAAAAAUAGACCACGUCUUAAAGUUUUAACGAGUGAUUUAAAAUGGUUACCAAAUGGAAGUGAGCUUCUGAGAGAAUCGGAAAAUAAAACCUCAAAGCCAAAAACUUACACUUCAUUCAGUUGCAGCCAAGAUUCAUUACCUGAAUUUGCUAAUAAUCCUAUCACUCCAUGCGACCUCGAUAUCUUGAUAGCAAAACUCGCCCCUGGUCAGGAAAUCGAGCUCGAAGCUCAUGCGGUUAAGGGCAUUGGUAAAACACAUGCAAAGUGGUCUCCAGUAGGGACUGCUUGGUAUAGAAUGCAUCCUGAGGUGAGAAGUAUAUACAUCAAUCUAUCAUAUGCUUUAUGGGAAACAGCUCUUUGUUUUGUCUUUCCUCAUCCCAAUAUAUAUGUUUCGUAAUGCUUUUGUUUAUACUAUCUUAGGUGGUUCUACGUGGGGAAGUUGAGGAUGAACUUGCUGAACGACUUGUAAACGUCUGCCCACAGAAUGUUUUCGACAUUGAAGACAUGGGAAAAGGUAAGAAAAGGGCAACAGUAGCGCAGCCACGUAAGUGCACAUUGUGUAAGGAAUGCGUAAGAGACGAUGAUUUGGUAGACCAUGUGGAUCUUGGCAGUGUUAAGAACCAUUUUAUAUUUAACAUUGAGUCCACCGGAUCACUGCCUCCAGAGGUUCUCUUCACUGAAGCUGUGAAGAUAUUGGAAGCUAAAUGUGAAGCUAUAACCGACUUUUGAGUUCUGGUUUAGUUCAAUUUUGAAUUGUCUGUCUAUCAAUGUUUCUCCUCCUAUUGAUAAAUUACCAACAAACAACAUUGACAUAUUUAUUUAUACGGUUGUUGUUCAAUUUGGAUUUUCAUUAGCCUUCUGAGUUCUGAUUCAUAACAAAAUUCCUAGCUG